AAAAAAAAAGAAAAAAGAAAAAAAUGAUGUCUGAAGAUGGGUUGUCCUCCAUGAGAGACUUAAUCCAAGAUCCCAACCCAAACCCUAAUCCAAACCCUACCUCAAAUCCAUCCAACAAGCGCAAACGGAAUCUCCCCGGCACACCAGAUCCGGAGGCUGAAGUAAUCGCGCUCUCCCCAAAAUCACUGAUGGCGACUAACCGUUUCGUUUGCGAAAUCUGCAACAAGGGUUUUCAGAGAGACCAGAAUCUACAGCUCCACAGGCGCGGCCACAACCUCCCAUGGAAGCUCAAGCAACGGGCCAACAAGGACCAAGUGCGGAGAAAGGUGUACAUAUGUCCGGAGAAGACGUGCGUCCACCACGACCCUAGCCGAGCCCUCGGUGACCUGACUGGAAUCAAGAAACACUACAGUAGAAAGCAUGGCGAGAAGAAAUGGAAAUGCGACAAGUGCUCGAAAAAGUAUGCCGUGCAGUCGGACUGGAAAGCCCACACCAAGAUAUGUGGUACCAGAGAGUACAAGUGCGACUGCGGGACUCUCUUCUCCAGAAAGGAUAGCUUCAUUACACACAGAGCCUUUUGCGACGCGCUAGCGGAAGAAAGUGCUCGAUUCACGCCUUGUCCCAAUCUAAACUUUGGAAGAAACAACAAUCUUGGCCAAAACCCUAUGAUGAAUCCCCAGUUCCCACCAGGCAUGUUAAGGGCCCAACAACUCGAACCGGGCCUGGAUCUGACGAAGCCCAUUUGGAUGGACCAUCAUCAUCUCAACACAAUCGGGCCCAGCUCGGGUGUCAACAACUUCCAUCUCCCUCAAGGCUCCACCAAUCUGCCGGAGGACUUGGUCCAAUUCGCCGCAAAUACCCAAAGUAAGAAUCCUCCGUGGUUGAUUUGCGGCAACAAUAUGAACAAUAAUAAUAAUAAUAAUCAUAUCAAUGCGUCAUCAUCAUCGUCGUCUUUGAUUCCUCGAGAGGAUGAGAAAAAGGGGAAUUUUUCCGAGGCCAUAAGCUCUCUUUACUACAGCAACAACAGCAUUAUUCAGAAUGCAACCGAUAACAACAAUAAUCCAAUGUCGGCCACAGCACUGCUGCAGAAGGCAGCCCAAAUGGGGUCCACUAGGAGCAAUGGGUCAUCAGUUUUCGGGUUUGGGCUUAUGGACUCGUCUGGUUUUCCGGGCCUCAGAAGCCCAAAUGAUGUUGAACUGAAUAACGGGCCACUGAUGGGUCCCGCCAGUGGUGGAAAGCAGAAGUUUAACAUUCAAGGAGAGAGUAGCAUGACAAGGGAUUUUCUGGGAGUGGGUCGAAAUGAGAAUAGGCAGUUCUUGGAGGACCAAAGUGUCGAGCUGGCUAAAUUUGCGUCCAUAAGUUCGGGCAUGGGCAUGGGCAUGGGCGAGCACUACAGUACAAACCACUGA
Messenger RNA from Striga asiatica, 1409 nucleotides. NCBI's taxonomy places the organism in Eukaryota, Viridiplantae, Streptophyta, Magnoliopsida, Lamiales, Orobanchaceae. The record is from the annotation of a GenBank genome assembly.